AUGCCCGAGAGUAGAGGCCAGAGACGGAGUCACGGUCACGGAGAGAGGCAGAGAGCCGCCGGAGAGCAGAGCUUCUUCUUCUUCGAGCUUGCCACUGCGCCAUCCUUUUCCUGUAAGUUCCUCUCUCUUCGCGCUCUCUCUCUAUCAUCCUGUCGCAUUGUGAUUCUUCUUCUUCUUCUCCACCGCUGCGCCAUCUUCUUCAUAUUCGUCAUUGUAACAUCUUUGCCGGUUGCCGUCGCUAUAAUCCCGUCGUUGUUGCAGCUUCUUGUUAAGGUGAUGAGGAAGAGUGAAAAACCAUCUUCUACAGCAGCAACCUCUGUGACUACAUUCACCAAGAGCCAAGAGCAACAAGGUACUCUAUCUCCGCCACCCAGUCGUUCAGAAGCAAAUGGUUUCGAGACAAAUACUGAAAAAAUUGCAAACAUUCAAGAAGCUGAAGCUGAGGGUUAUUCUAUUCAUGUGAAAGGGCUAUCACCCAACACUACACCUUCCCUCCUGGAGAGUGUGUUAAAGAAGUUUGGACUUAUUAAGAAUGGUGGUAUCCAAGUUAGAUCACAAAAGUCAAUGAGGCUUUACCCUCAACCACCAGUGUUGAUCCGUCGCUCUCUUGAGAAUGAUAUGCUCGGCGAGUAUCCUAUAAAAAGAGGUGAAGAUAUCUUUAUAUCUGUCUGGAACCUGCAUCGUAGUCCAAACCUAUGGGAUGAUGCUGAUAAGUUUCAACCAGAAAGAUGGCCAGUAGAUGGACCUAACCCCAAUGAGACAAAUCAAAAUUUCAGGUAUCUUCCAUUUGGGGGAGGACCGCGGAAAUGUAUUGGUGAUUUGUUUGCUUCAAAUAAGACCAUAGUAGCAUUUGCCAUGCUUGUUAGACGGUUCAACUUUCAAAGGGCAGUUGGAGCCCCACCAGCAUCACCUAUUCUGAUUGAAGGGCACCAAGUUUUGGUUGAGGAAAAGAGAUUAACAACUUAA
Molecule: messenger RNA, 966 nt
Organism: Arachis stenosperma
Lineage: Eukaryota; Viridiplantae; Streptophyta; Magnoliopsida; Fabales; Fabaceae
Product: 9-beta-pimara-7,15-diene oxidase-like
Exons: 9
Coding region: 1-966 (321 amino acids)
Biological process (GO): xanthophyll biosynthetic process
Cellular component (GO): chloroplast
Molecular function (GO): iron ion binding; heme binding; oxidoreductase activity, acting on paired donors, with incorporation or reduction of molecular oxygen
Source: RefSeq, a predicted model, not a curated record